Plasmodium malariae is the source of this 1404-nucleotide messenger RNA. RefSeq names its product elongation factor Tu, putative. Gene Ontology annotation, biological process: mitochondrial translational elongation. The coding region runs from base 1 to 1404 and encodes 467 amino acids. The record is from RefSeq and is a predicted model, not a curated record. NCBI's taxonomy places the organism in Eukaryota, Apicomplexa, Aconoidasida, Haemosporida, Plasmodiidae. Gene Ontology annotation, molecular function: translation elongation factor activity; GTPase activity; GTP binding. The transcript has a single exon. Gene Ontology annotation, cellular component: mitochondrion.
AUGCUGCAAAUAUUUCCGAAGAGGGAAGGGAUAAGCUCUUGCCUUGUACAGGUAAAUAAGAUAGGUCUAAAAACAAACCAAGUAAGAAACAUGAAGAGCAGUGUUUGGACAAAAAGUAUCAGUUGUUAUGGGAUGAAAAAAGGUAGCUGCUAUUGUAUGAACGGAUGGAUAAAGAAACAUAAUGGAGGAAUUAGUAUAAACGAGAAAAAGAAUUUUGCAAUAGGAGUAUUUGAAAGAAAAAAGCCUCAUAUGAAUAUUGGAACAAUUGGUCAUGUAGAUCAUGGUAAAACAACAUUGACAGCAGCAAUAACAAAAGUUUGUUCAAACUUAAAUAGAGGAAUUUUUAAAUCAUAUGAAGAGAUAGACAAAACACCAGAAGAACAAAAAAGAGGAAUAACAAUAAAUGCAACUCAUGUUGAAUAUGAAACGGAAAAAAGACAUUAUAGUCAUAUAGAUUGCCCAGGUCAUCUUGAUUAUAUAAAAAAUAUGAUAACAGGUACAUCCCAAAUGGAUGGAUCUAUCUUAGUUGUUUCUGCAUAUGAUGGCUUAAUGCCACAGACAAAAGAACAUGUAUUAUUAUCUAGACAAAUUGGUAUAGAUAAAAUAAUAGUUUAUUUAAAUAAAAUAGAUAUGUGUGAAGAUCAAGAUUUAAUAGAACUCGUUGAAUUAGAAAUAAGGGAAUUAUUAUCAUUUCAUAAGUAUGAUGGUGAUAAUGUUCCAUUUAUUAAAGGAUCAGCAUUAAAAGCAUUAAAUGAUGAUAAGACAGAAUAUGGUGUACCAUCUAUUCUGAAACUUUUAGAUGCUUGUGAUAAUUAUAUAGAUGAACCUAAAAGAAAAAUUGAUUUACCAUUCCUUAUGAGUAUAGAUGAUGUAUUACAAAUAUCUGGAAAAGGAACUGUAGCUACAGGAAGAGUAGAACAAGGUACUCUAAAACUAAAUGAUCAAGUUGAAAUAUUAGGUAUAAAAGAUAAACCCAUAAAAACUAUUAUUACAGGAAUUGAAAUGUUUAAGAAAACAUUAGAUACAGCACAAGCAGGAGAUCAAAUAGGUAUUAUGCUGAAAAAUGUAAAAAGAAAUGAUAUAUGUAGAGGUAUGAUAAUUACAAAAACGGUAAAUAUGAAAACAUAUAAAAAAUUUCAAAGUGAUGUCUAUGUAUUAAAGAAUGAAGAAGGUGGAAGAAAAAACCCAUUCUCUUCUUAUUAUAGGCCCCAAGCUUAUAUACGAACGGCCGAUGUCAAUUGUGCUGUCAUUCUUAAUGAGGAUACGCAAGUGGCCAAUCCAGGUGAUAGUAUUAAGUGCACCAUUGAGCUCAUGUACCCCCUUGCCAUUACCAGCGGCCUGCGCUUCUCCUUGCGCGAGGGCGGUAGGACUGUGGCCUCGGGAAUCAUAACGAAGGUCAUAUAG